UUUUGAGGGAAAUAGUUUAAAGCAGGAUUCCGCGCGAAUCUUCCAGAGCCUUCUUCACCCAAAGCCAAAAUCACUACGAAAUUCGAUUUGUCUGUUGAUUUUUUCUGCGCUGAGAUACCGCAAACGAUGUCGUACUUGCUGCCGCAUCUUCACUCCGGAUGGGCCGUCGAUCAGGCGAUUCUCGCGGAGGAGGAGCGCCUCGUCAUCAUCCGUUUCGGCCACGAUUGGGACGAUACCUGCAUGCAGAUGGAUGAGGUGCUGGCUUCGGUUGCUGAAACGAUCAAGAACUUUGCCGUCAUAUACCUGGUGGAUAUCACAGAAGUGCCCGAUUUCAACACAAUGUACGAGCUGUACGACCCUUCGACUGUCAUGUUCUUCUUCAGGAACAAGCACAUUAUGAUCGAUCUCGGCACUGGAAACAACAACAAGAUCAACUGGGCGAUGAAGGAUAAGCAGGAAUUCGUCGACAUCGUUGAGACGGUGUAUCGUGGUGCCAGAAAGGGACGCGGUCUUGUCAUCGCCCCCAAAGAUUACUCCACAAAGUAUCGUUACUAAACUAUUUUUGUACCCUAUAGUUUAUGGGUGUGAUUGUUGUUCUUUGAACUGACAUCAUUGUUGGUGACGGCUACCGAUUUUAAAACUGCGUCGUUGGAUCUUGAUUUCACUCGAGGCCUCUGGGUCACGUAGAUGUUACAUCUGAUGAAAUAUACGAGUGAAAUGUCCGUCACUACGGAGCAUUUGGUGUAAUUCGUUAAAAUGUAGCACGAAUUGAGUCGAAUGCGAUUUAUUCAGAUAAUUAGUAUGUAUUUUAUAUGUCUUCGAAUAAGUGUCUUAUUUCAUAGUGUAAUUCUUUACAAAAAUAAUGCUGAAUUUUCAUAUUUUAUUUUU
This is a messenger RNA of Salvia miltiorrhiza (redroot sage), 888 nucleotides long. Its product is annotated as thioredoxin-like protein YLS8. The record is from RefSeq and is a predicted model, not a curated record. Gene Ontology annotation, cellular component: U4/U6 x U5 tri-snRNP complex; U5 snRNP; spliceosomal complex. Bases 127 to 555 code for a protein of 142 amino acids. Lineage: Eukaryota; Viridiplantae; Streptophyta; Magnoliopsida; Lamiales; Lamiaceae. The transcript is spliced from 2 exons. Gene Ontology annotation, biological process: mRNA splicing, via spliceosome.